This is a messenger RNA of Cetraspora pellucida, 604 nucleotides long. NCBI's taxonomy places the organism in Eukaryota, Fungi, Glomeromycota, Glomeromycetes, Diversisporales, Gigasporaceae. The record is from the annotation of a GenBank genome assembly.
AUGAAAUUAUCAAGUUUUAAAUUAUAUAUCCUCUAUGCGAUAAUUAUAUUUUUCUCCAUCAUUCUUUUAUUGUCAACAACUAUAAAAACGUCGACUAAUGAGCCUGAUGAAUUUAAUGAGUUUAUUGAUAGCUUAAUUAAAGAAAACAUCACAUCAUUAAUGGAUAAGCUUAAGACUAAACCUACAAGCUUGGUAGAAUGGAAACAAAGACAUUAUGUAACCCGAUAUCUCAAUGACAAUAAAACGGUGAAACUUUAUAUAACUUCUGGAAGAUGGUAUCUCGAUGAAGAUUUCACAAGACUCACAUAUAACCAGGAUGGAACCUUAGAACAUUGCGACAUACCAUGUAUUUGGAAACAAAUAAUGCUAGACAGCUCAUCUUCCACAGAGCUUGAAUCGGCAGAUGCCUUCUUCAAUGUUGAUUUUGCUUAUACACCAGAACAAAACCUUAAGAAGAGGCCAAAAAACAUAAAACUUACUUUAGAGCCUAAAAUUCAUUGUCCUCAUUGUCAUAAUGAUGAUGAUUCAUUUGAUAUUUAUUCUUCCUAUUAUGAAGAUUCAGAUAUACCCACAAGUUAUGUUCGAAUCGAUCCUGAAAUAUGGC